Molecule: messenger RNA, 851 nt
Organism: Anoplophora glabripennis (Asian longhorned beetle)
Lineage: Eukaryota; Metazoa; Arthropoda; Insecta; Coleoptera; Cerambycidae
Product: ejaculatory bulb-specific protein 3-like
Exons: 2
Coding region: 9-389 (126 amino acids)
Source: RefSeq, a predicted model, not a curated record
UAUGCAUUAUGAUUACAUUGAACCAACUAGUGUGUUUGACAAUUUUUUUCUCUGGGUUUGCUGUUCCAAAGGAACUGUAUUCUUCGAAAUUUGAUAACAUAGACUACGAAGAGGUCUUAAGAAGUGACCGGUUACUGAAGCAUUAUGCAAAUUGUCUAUUGGACAAAGGAAGUUGCCCACCAGAGGGAGCAGAAUUAAAAAGGAUCUUACCGGAUGCGUUAGAAACCGAUUGUGCCAAAUGCACUGAAGGUCAGAAGAGAGGUGCAAAAAGAGUGAUCCAGUUUUUAGUUAUCAGUAAACCGGAUACAUGGGAACAACUCAUGGCUAAAUACGACCCCAAUGGAGAAUUUAAGGAAAAAUAUGAGAGGGAGUGGUUAAAUGAAGAUUAAUACGCAUGUUUCAAAAGUAUGGAAUAUAAUAUAAUAAUUUAAAAGGUAACGAUGAGUUUUUUACAAUAAUAUUCAGAUAUGUAAAUGUCGUUUUAUAAAAACACAUAUUUCUGUAGAAAAAUCUAUUUCUGACUGUAAUUUAAUUUCUAGCAAGGAUGAACUAAUUCUAUCUUACUUCUGUAUUUUACUCGCAAGUGCUAUUGGUAUUUACCAUUCCUUCAUCAAUAAAAAAUCCAAUUUUAUUUGAACACCGAUGUAAUUUUUCAAACUAUUUUCCGUUCCAAACUCUCAACUUUACCGAAAAUUAUCUUCAUCCGCUUUUUCUACAUUGUUGUAUGCAGUAAAACAUCCACACUCUCAGAAAUUGAUUCGUCUACAGGGCUGGCCCCGUUUCGGGUUAGAAGUGGGACUUACUAUUCAGAUUAUGAAACGUCUUCAAUGUAACCAUCCUUGUCUAUCGCA